Schizosaccharomyces octosporus yFS286 is the source of this 1868-nucleotide messenger RNA. Its product is annotated as kinetochore protein Nnf1. The record is from RefSeq and is a predicted model, not a curated record. The transcript has 3 exons. Gene Ontology annotation, cellular component: MIS12/MIND type complex. Gene Ontology annotation, biological process: chromosome segregation. The coding region runs from base 341 to 943 and encodes 200 amino acids. NCBI's taxonomy places the organism in Eukaryota, Fungi, Ascomycota, Schizosaccharomycetes, Schizosaccharomycetales, Schizosaccharomycetaceae.
AGAUUGAACUUACUCAAGGCUGUAAACAAACUGCCUUUCCAAAGGCACAAAAAAAAAGAAUAUAGCGAAUAUUCCUUUUUUUUCAAAUUUUUAUCCUUUUUUAUUCCACAUAUUUAAAUUAGAAUAAGAUAACGCCGACGGAUUUAAUGCAUUUGGAAAUUCUGUCAGCUUUGACUAUCGUGGAAAUUCCUUAAUAAAAAAGGAUAAAAUACGUGCAUAACUUCGAUAUAUUCAAGUUUAAUCUAAGCUUUUUAGAAAUAUUGACUAUUAGACAGUCAUUAUCAUCUUAACAUACACGUCGACUCUGUAUAGCGACUGAUCCGGUGAUUUUUUGGUAUUCAUGACUAGAAAGGAGCAGUUAGACGCAUCUUUACGGCGUACUUUAUCGGAAACAGUUGCGCAUAUCCCUUUGGAAAAGUUUGCGCAAUGCUUUCCAACAUUCAAAAAGGGCAAAGCAAUUGCAGCAAUGCAUCAGCAACUUGUCAGCUUCUUUGAGGAUACGUGUAAGCAAGAAUACGCUAAGUUGAUUGAGGAACGAGGAUUGAAUCAAAAACUUGACUUUCUGGAUGAAUGUAUAAAGGAAGCUAUGGAACGGAAAGAGUCUGGAGAGCCACCAAUUGAUAUUGAAAGCAAACAGCCUCAAGAAAUUCUUAAGGCUCACCUCUAUACGCACAAGCAAAACCUAAAAAACAAAUUACAGGAAGAUAUUAACGAGUUGGAGCUUGAAAAUCAAAGUCUGUCUGGAAAAAUCAAAGAGGAUGAGCGUAAAACGCAAGAAUAUGUGCAUGAAGCUCAGCAGAUUCUUUUACAAUUGGAAACUACGGUGAAAAACAUGGAUGACAGGGGUAUUUCAAAAAAUGUGCUCACAAAUUUGGAGUCUCUUUUGUCAUUUAUUUAUAAGCCAGAUGAAUUACAGGCGACAGAUGAAAAAACUACUAGUUGAACCAAAACGUUGGACAUUUACUUAUCUCUUUUAAAUUCCCCAAUCUUAUUGAUUUGAUAAUGAGUGUAACGGCGUUUGUCCUUUUCACAGAGCGUUCAACCUCAUUCUCAUAGCAAUGAUUAUGAUGUCCCUGUGUGUUACCGAAAUCCAUACUAAUUAAUUUAAGCGAAUGGAUUCCAGCGAAGGAAGUCUAGGUAAGGUUAGUAUAAAUGUCGUUUGCCAAAAUAACUUUGCGAACUUACGAGAACUACAGCGAUAUCCGUCAGGGUUCUUGUCGAGGUAUUGUUGAUGAUAUUCUUCAGCAUCCCACCACUUCCCUGAAGGAACAAUUUGGGUUACAAUUUUCUUUUCAGGAAAAUGCUUCUCUUGCACCUCAUUCAACACCUUCUUUGCGACGCCUUCUUGUUCAGGAGCAGUAGUAAAAAUCACAGAGCGGUACUGGGUUCCAACAUCAUUGCCUUGUCUAUCAACGGUAGUUGGGUCGUGCAUGGCGAAGAAAAACUCAACGAUUUUCUCGUAGGAGGUCAAGUUCUCAUCAAAAUCAACCUUCAGUGCUUCAGCAUGGCCAGUGCUAUUUGUGCAAACUUGUUUAUAUGUAGGAUGAUCAGUCAUGCCUCCAAUAUAUCCGACAGAAGUUUUCAGAAUGGCAGCUGCAGGUACAUACUUUCUCAAAAACACUUCUUGAACACCCCAAAAGCAUCCUGCGGCAAAAAUUGCGGUCUUCAUUUUUAUUUAACCUGUUAUUUCUUGUGUUAUUAUAUAUGUAAUAGUAUGCUAAAUAUAAGGAAGUUUAUAAGUAGAAGGGUGGAAGUGAAUGUUGGUGACCGCCAAUACCUAUUGGGUAUGAUGAUGAAUUGAUUAUUAAUAGUGAAAAAUACGAUGGUCUCGUACUGUAUAAAUAAAAAGCCAUUAAUUCAAGUUUUGU